This is a messenger RNA of Nerophis lumbriciformis (worm pipefish), 1344 nucleotides long. Lineage: Eukaryota; Metazoa; Chordata; Actinopteri; Syngnathiformes; Syngnathidae. The record is from RefSeq and is a predicted model, not a curated record.
AUGGCGUACCCGAGAAGUUCGCUGGAAAACUCGCCGCUGGCGUCCGGCAACGUCCCGGCCUUCCUCACCAAGCUGUGGACUUUGGUGGAAGACCCCUCCACGGACGCGCUCAUCUGCUGGAGCCCGAGCGGGAGCAGUUUCCACGUCUAUGAUCAGGGUCGUUUCUCCAAAGAGGUCCUUCCCAAGUUUUUCAAGCACAACAACAUGGCUAGCUUCAUCCGACAGCUCAACAUGUACGGCUUCCGGAAGGUGGUCCACAUGGAGCAGGGCGGUUUGCUGAAACCCGAGAAAGACGACACCGAGUUCCAACACCUCUACUUUGUCAGAGGCCAGGAGCGCUUGCUGGAGAACAUCAAACGCAAAGUCACCAACGUGUCCGCGGCGCGUCAAGACGAGAGCCAGAUCUCCUCGCGCGGGGUCGGCAAGCUUCUCGAUGACGUGCAGGCCAUGAAGGGAAAGCAGGAGACCAUGGACUCCAAAAUCAACGCCAUGAAACAUGAGAACGAGGCCUUGUGGAGGGAGGUGGUGUGUCUGAGACAGAAACACGCUCAUCAACAGAAAAUGGUCAACAAGCUGAUCCACUUCCUGGUGUCGCUGGUCCAGUCCAACGGGAUCGUGGGAGUCAAGAGAAAACUCCCGCUGAUGCUGAACGACGCCGGCUCCGCCCACUCCCUGCCCAAGUACGCUAGGCCCUUCUCCGUUCAGGCGGCGCCCUCUCUCUUCCCGACGGAAUCCUCCGGACCGGUCAUCUCCGACGUGACGGAGCUGACCUCUGCCGAGGAGGCGCUCGGCGAAUGGACGGAAGCGGGGAAGGCGAGCGACGGCGAGGAGGAACGAGCGCCGGCCCCCGAGGCGCUUCCGUCCGGAGACACGCCCCUUUCGCCCGCCACCUUCAUCGACUCCAUCCUGCGGGAUAACGACGCCGGCGCGAUAACAGCCGCCGGUCCUCGCCCCGCCGCCGAUACGGCGCCGACCUGUCAGACGCUGGCGUGUAUCGAUAAGUCCGAGCUGUCCGAUCACAUCGAAACCAUUGACAACAGUCUGGAAAACCUGCAAAACAUUCUCAGCAACCAAAGCUUCACCUUUGACACGUCGCCGCUCAUGGAGCUCUUCAACCCCACCUGUCCUCCGGGUGACUUUGACGCCAGCGCUCUGGACACGCUUCUGGGCGACCACUUCCCCAAAGGAGCCGAGGAAAGCCACGACGCCGGCAAGCAGCUGGUGCAGUACGCGCGGGCCCAGCAUUCGGACGGGGGCGGGGGCGGGGCAGACUUGCCGUCGCUUCUGGAAACGGAGCCUUUCCUCCUUCCUGACAUCGGCGACGACUUGAACUCCGACCUAUGA